Molecule: messenger RNA, 1367 nt
Organism: Spizellomyces punctatus DAOM BR117
Lineage: Eukaryota; Fungi; Chytridiomycota; Chytridiomycetes; Spizellomycetales; Spizellomycetaceae
Exons: 1
Coding region: 415-1068 (217 amino acids)
Source: RefSeq, a predicted model, not a curated record
AAGCAUCUGACUUUCAACGUUCAUCUUUUGUCCGAAAGUUCCCACCCCUUAUUCUCUUCGCUUUCUUCCCACAGUAGAACAGUUACCAUGGAGUUUUUUUUCUCCAGAAGGCCUAUAAAUAAACCUCGAGUUGAUUCCCUUGUCUCUCGCUUGUCUCCAAUUUUCGUUUUAUUUAAUGCUGGCGAAUUUGCGAACUAUUUGCAAACCUCAAAGCCCUCCUUCCCCAGAGGCGUCGAGGAAACGAAAGCGUGACGAUCUUAAUGACCCUUCCACCAAAGGGACACGCACCACCACAGAGCCGAUGGUAACCGCUGAUGAGAAGGAAGAGGAGGUGCAGGGCUUAUUUUCCCGCUUGAAAAAGGCCUUUGAAGACUAUCGAAUUUUCACCGAUGACAGCUUUACGAAGGAGAAAAUAUGCGACAUUCGGAUGAGGUCGCCGUUUUUUCUGGAAUACUUUGCGAUGAAGACUAUAAUCAAUUGGUGAAGUUGGAAGUGGAUAGCAUUAGCUCCAUGAUGACAGAAAGCGUGGAAGAGACAGUUGAUGAGUUUUUUCGAGAGCCUUUUCGUGCGGAUACUUGGCAGGAGAGACGAGAUGCACUGCUGAAUAUGUCGGAAGGCGAGGUUCUGGAAAGGAGACGAAUGAAGGCAGUAUUGUACGAUGUGAUGCCGGCAUUCUUUGAGGCGAUAUUUGGUGAGGAGAAUCAAUUGUUGGACCACCGUUUCGAUGAAUUGCGCUUUUCGGCCAAGUUCCUGCACCCGUUGAUUGAGAGGAUCUUUCGCGAAUUCACAGGGCUCCGGUACGAAGGGGGAGAUGUCUUGCUGCAAUGCAUCGUAGAUCGGAAAAGGAGACAAGACCAAGAUGACAUAGAGGAAAGAGCCGAUGGUGUCGUCUACGCACCAACAGGUGCAGAGGUUGGUUCCGUAGAGAUCAGCCAGCCAUACCCUGCACCCCAAGAAUACCUUGAUGAUCUCGGACAAUUAGGCCGCACCAGCAAAGAUGUAAUCAACGCUACCAUUGUCCGCCACGCAUUAGAAGAGAAACACAUUCCUACCGACGAAAUACAUUGACUCAGUUUACUUUAAGAUCGAGUAUGGAGGUGGACGGAUACCCCGGACUGCCAAGGACUUACAGUCGUUUGGUGGAACCAUCAAAGCUUUGUACUGCUGGGCCCGAGCCAUGGACUUGUACAUUAAGUGUCGAGAUGAAGACCAGCGCAAAUGUGACCGCCUGUCUGUGCCGCAGAACAUGAGGAUAGCGGCCAACUUACAUGAAAACCGGCCACACUCCACAGGCAAAAAGGGCUACCGGAUCUCUACACUGUAUCUUGGUUAGAUUUGUUGUAAAUCUAAAUAACAUACAUGUCCAU